This is a messenger RNA of Anopheles marshallii, 5361 nucleotides long. It is a transcript of the gene wapl, whose product is annotated as protein wings apart-like. Gene Ontology annotation, biological process: regulation of chromosome condensation. The record is from RefSeq and is a predicted model, not a curated record. The transcript is spliced from 7 exons. Lineage: Eukaryota; Metazoa; Arthropoda; Insecta; Diptera; Culicidae. The coding region runs from base 1 to 5361 and encodes 1786 amino acids.
AUGUCAAAGUGGAAUAAAUCCCAGGGUGUUGUUGUACCCCUCGACUCUCUGUUGAAGGAACGCCGGAAAGAGAACUGUCCUGCACCGCGUCGUUCCGCUGGUCUAGUCGGCCGAUGGGGCAUCACGAGCUUUACCUCCAUACGCAGUCGAAGUUAUGUUGCGGAAUACAACAAUGUUGAUUUGAAGGAUGCAACCGGGCUGGAACUCGGCACCGGCGACUCGCCGGAUAGCGUUGUGAAUCUGCUCGGUUCGAACAACACGGAAUCGGUUCGACCGCGCAAAUUCUUUAAAAGCCGCAAUAUCAUACCUCCGCCACCUCCACCACUACUGCCACCAACGGUUCCCAAUGAGCAUCUGGGACACUCACCGUACGGGGCUAAUUCUGGGGGAUAUGGCGCACCUGCCGGUACCUCUGAUCUAUGGAAUCAACCAAACAUCACGACAACGACGCCUCCACAGCAGCAACAAUUCUACCAGCCACUGUCCGCGGCUGCAGCAACGCCACAGUUUUCACCCACCGGUCCACAGUCGGCAAACGUGGGCCUUUUUCCGGGUGGGCAUGUUGGCGACGGUAUGGCCUACGCCAUGCAACAACAGCAACUGUUGCAUACUAUCCCCUUGACGAAGGAAAAGAAACCGGGUCGGAAAAAGAAAUCAGCCGCUGGUACCAUUGCUACCCUCGAACACUGCGAUGCGCCACUUGCGAGUGCAAGGAAAACGCCCGGCAACAAACCUCCGAAAAAGGAAAAGAAAGAAAAACGAGCGAAAAAGGCGAAAAAGGAACAGGUAGCUGGUGAGUCUGAGCAGGGGCAACCGAAACGGAACUCGUCCCGCAUACGCAACCGCGUGGUUAACUAUAACGAGGACGAGGACAGUAAUGACUACGAGCGUUCAGUAGUUUCUCGAACAACCAACAAUCACCAUCAUAAUCCGCCUUUUAGCACGCCCGAGUACGGCAUCCUGGCACCGCCAACAGAUCCAUCGUUUGCCGGUGCACUCGAUCAACACUCGGUGGUACCGACGACUGCUGCACCUUAUCAUCCUAUGGUACAAAGACCGGUGUCUUCAUCUUCGUCCCCGGCGGGUGGAUACCAUUCUGGUGGUGAGGGACGAUACUCCGCUAAGCCGAGCACGACUACCACCGUCACCACGCCGCUCCCAUCGCCGAGUGAGCAUCGGCCUAUUCUGCUGCGUAUAUCCAAGGGUACAUCGAUGCUUAUUAGUACCGAUAGUGAAGAGGUUUCGACAAACAACAGUACGCCACCCACGACCACGAGCAACGUGCACUAUAAUCAACAGCAGCAGUCCGACCAGCUAGCCGAAGAUGAUGAGGAUGAUUUUGACGGAAAUUUGCCGCCUCGAACGCUGCUAGCAGAACGUGGACCAACUACUACAGUGGAAAAUUCGGUGGAGUUUCCGAAGGCUCCUCAGCAGCUGUAUAAUCAUCCGCCCGAAACAUUUCUGCACAGCGUUCCGCCGGCCGGCGAAGGAACAACGCUUGCCGAUGUGCAGCAGGCGGUACCAGUGCCGAAAACUGAACUUAAGAUAAAGAUAUCUCUCGGUGGUAAACCGCUGAUCAGCAGUACCACCAGCGGGGCCGGUUCAACAACACCCAACAGCAACGUUGGCACACCCGGCAAGGCUACUAAGAGCAGUAGUAAGUACAACUUCAAAAAGCGUGCCAUCGAACGCGAAAAAGCCCGAUCCUCGCACUUAUCGUCCAAGCGGAGCAAGGUUGAUGUUUCCGAUGGAGAACAGAACCAGCAGGGCAACGCUACAGUGACAACACAAUCCGUAACGUCCUCUACGGUAGUAGGGAAGGAAAAGGUGGCAGUAGCCACUUUAACACGUCCGAGUUUUCCACUGCCCGGUACAGACACAUACGAGGUUUUCCGAACACUUUCCUCCCUGUCCGGUGGUGAUGAUUUCGAUUCGCAAAGUUCAAUCUUAGGUAGUGCAUCGUCCGAUAACAAUACACCGAAGCAUACGCUGGCACCUGGUGAGGACUGUCAAAUCAUCCACAGCCGCGGGUCGAGUGAUUGUGGUAGUGAUCUAGAGCUUUCACAAAACAGCUCCACGGCGGCGGCACCACCAUCGGACGUUUACUCGGAGAGUGAGAAUACGCAGGAUAACAAUCAGCAACAGCAGGUGGCGGCAUCUCAUCAACCUGCCCGUACGGCAGCAGUCGCAUCAUCUCUUUCCGUUGCAUCCUGCCCAACAGCGUCAUCCUCAACGCCGUAUGCAGCCGAGACACUGCCGCCAGUAGAUUUACUACAACAACAGCCGAGCAACGCGGAACGGGUAGAAGUAUUGAAGUUAAAUCUCAAAAAUGUCGGUCACGGUACACGCGUGACACGAAACAAAAUGAAACACAGCAAUAACCUGCCGGAGGAACAGCAGCAGGAGCCACCAUCUUCUCCCGCCAAGCAAUUGCUGCUACGUACUGGUCGAACCGGGCGCAAUCGGGCAGCGGCUACCGUCAGCAAUAAUAACAACAAUAACGUUGUCCGCGGUACGGUGAAUGAGAAGCGUACACGCAAGCAACCGGAACCGGUUACGAUGCGAGAGGAUACCGAGGAGCAAAUCAUGACGGAACCAUCCGACCCGAUACAAUCACAACAACAGCAUCAGCAACCAGCAGCGGUUGAAGGUGUGCUGCAUCCGGAAACUGUUGGCUUAACGACGGAAACACCAUCGGCUGUGAAUACGACCGCAUUAGAAAGUGCCGUCGGGCAUAAGCCAAGCGUCACACGUCAGUACAGCCGGCGCAAGAAGAACGUGGUUCCACCGGACUAUCUCGGUGAAGCGUCUACGGUGCCGGAUACGGUUGCACCGUUCGGGGAGAAAACUGACAGCAGUAGUGCCGUUGAUCAGCAGGAACUGCCUUCACAUUCAUUACGACAAAAUGGUGAUCUAAUGACAGAACCGCGAAUGGUUACAUCCUGCAGUUCUGCAAUUACCCCACCAGUAGCACAGGAGGUGAGUUCGGCUGCUGGUGCCGUGGUACCACCUCAACCACCACCAACAACGGGUCCACCACCACCGAUGCGUCUGGUACUACAGAAAAAGGGUACCAUCUUCAAAAGCCGCCCUAUGGUUGGCUCAACGGAUGGGGCAACGGACACGAAGAAGCGGCACGUCUACAAACACAAAUGGGACAAUGACCACGGUAAUGGUAUGAUGGACGAGCAGGCAGCACUGAGCGGUGUUGGGGUGGUGGGUGCCAACGCAGACACUGCGAGCGGUCUGGUUGGAUCUUCAGCAGUGGGAGCUGGAGGCAACGCGACAGGUUUAGGUGGCGGUGGUGUUGGCAGUGGCAAAGCAACGGGCGACUCGACAAGCUUGACUGACAGAGGCUGCGGAGACGGUAUGGAAGGUGAUGAACAUGACGGUGGUAACGGUGGACUGACGGGUGCAGCUAGCGGGGGUGGUAUUUCCGGCGGUAAUCAAUUAGAUUAUGAUGGGAACUUUUUCGACAACGAUACGCCGACAGCGAUGCCACCACGAUCCAAGAGGUUAAAAACGUUUGCACCUAGUGGUAACUCUGCUGGGACCGGUGGUUCAACAGGUCAAGGUACAGCAGGGGCUGGCGUUGGUGUUAGUGGUGCGGUCGGUUCCGCACACUAUCACCAUCAUAGUCGGGCGCAAACCAGUGCAGCUGACGAGUACGAUGGUGCUGCGGCGAACGCGUUCGAUGAUGAUGCAAACGGUGGCGAUGAUGAGUACGGUGCGGGCAGAUCGCGUCAAGCCAAACCAUUCUACACGAUCGUGCGAAACGUGAAAAAUUCGCACCAAAUGCAGGAGAUUGGCGAAUUUCAGGAGAUGGAUGAUGAUGUUGACUACAUACUGAGCGCGCUACAUCCCGACAAUCCGAUCUCAACGCGAUGUCUGUCCGCAUUGCAGUUAGCGACCAAGUGCAUGAAGCCCGCGUUCAAGAUGCACGUACGAGCGCACGGUGUGGUGACGCGCUUUUUCCGCGCACUGUCCGACGCCCACCAAGAUCCGAGCCUAGGUCUCUGUACGGCCGCGAUCAUGUACGUGUUUUCGCAGGAUAAGCUAAACAUGGAUCUGGAUCGGGAUUCGCUCGAGUUGAUGCUGAACCUGCUCGACACGGACCACAAGCUGGACGGGACAAUUCAGCAGCAGCAGCAACAGCAGGGGCAGCUGCAAAAGAACCGCCAGCGGGUGAAGGAACUGUGCGAGGAGAUAAAGGGGGCCGGCAAGGGCAAACACAUUGACACUGACCGAGUGACGGCCGGUUCACUCGCAAUGGAAUCGCUGCUCUCGUUGACGUCGCAGCGGGCCGGUGAGUGGUUCAAGGAUGAGCUACGUAAUUUAGGUGGCAUCGAGCAUCUGAUUAAGACGGUGGCCGAAUGUUAUGAGCAAGUACCGAGCAGGGCGAGUGACUGGACGGAACAGGAUGUGGCGAAACUGCGCAAAAUUGAGCGCUGUCUGCGUGUGCUGAACAAUGUCAGCUUGUUCAACUGCCAGAAUCAACGGUUUCUGCUGGAGCACCGGUCCGGGUUGCUAGUACAAAUACUGGUACGGCUCUACCGGCAGGUCGAUCGGGAUCUGAUGCACUAUCCAACGGACGAUGCAACACCAAAGGAAAGCAUCGGUGUGCUGUUGCGCGAGCUACUCCAACCGAUGCUACACAUGCUUAUCACACUCACGCACGCUUUUAACGAGGAAGCACAAGGUGCCCAUCUGGUAGGAAAGCAACCGGACGUGAUUAACAUUACGAUGCAUCUGUUGCUCCGAAUUUCCGAGUAUGUUCCGCAGCGGUUCGUAUUUGAUCUGCAUCUGCUGGCGUUAACGCUGCUGCUGCAUCUUGCCCGACCAAGUCCACAGAACCGACAGCAGGUACUGUGUUACAUGGACAGCGAAACGAAUCGUGGUGGCAUUAAAGCACUAGUCGAGUAUUUCGAACAACAGGAAGAGAUGGCUAGUCAUGCGGAAGCAAAAACGAACGCUAUAUUGGAGACUCCUGCGCGUACUGUUGAUGCAGAAGAUGCGGAAACAAAACUGAUUCAAAAAGCAGAACAUCACAUGGAACACACGUACAUGGGCAGUCACGUGUGCAUGCUAAUCUGUCAGCUCGUAAUGGGCGAACAGGGUUAUGAACAAAUUGCCCGAAUGCAUUUGAAAAACAACAACUUCAAGCGUAUGGUCGCAGCACUCAGUCGGUACUACGAGUUCCUGAACCUUACGACCAACGCGGACGCAGAAAGUACUGCACACAAACGGCAAACUAAGGAAGCCAUCGACUAUCUGAGUCAGCUGGACGGCUGUGAAACCUCCGGUAUCGUUCGAACCGGUACUACCGGCACCGACGCAACGGCUGCUAUAUUUUGUGAGUAG